AUGCUUGUGGAAGCAGGAUUUUGCAGAGCUAAACACUAUUCCUCAGGAUCGGAUCGGGGGUGUGUGCGUGUGUGUGCGCGCGUGUGUGCGUGCGUGCGUGCGUUUCCCAUCCCGUGAAGCGUUUCCAGUGCCGCACCCUGUCUCCUGCGCGUAAAAAGCCUCCCACACAGUCGACAUCGCAUCACAGCGCGUCUCCUCCGGCAGCCGGACCUCUCUCGGACGGGUUGGACUCAGACAUGGGAGUGGAGCGGCGGCUGUUCUGCCUAUGACACGGACGCAGCGGGCGGGAAGGAUGGCUCUAGUCAGCCGGGAAAUGUUGUGCGUGAUCGGCACCGCCUGCCUGUGGCUGCCGCUGCUGGCGGAGGUGGUGGCUGACGACAGCUACUUAAACGAGGUGCAGAACUCAGUGCCUCUGUCCUGCUCUGAGGGCUUCACAGAGCUGGGCUACUACAACGGCACCGUGUCCCAGACGGACUCGGGCGCCCCCUGUUUGAAGUGGACCGAGUUUCCGGACUAUGUCAUGCAGUACCCGGGUCGGGGCCUGGGCGACCACAGCUACUGCAGGAACCCGGACCGAGAGUCCAACCCGUGGUGUUUCUUCAGACAGAACUCGGGGGCCAUCGGAUGGGCGUACUGCGACUGCCACCAGGGUGCCGCUCGUCUGGUCGGCAGCCCGUCCUCCAGCAGCGGCCGCGUCGAGGUGUACCUGAACGGUCAGUGGGGCGCCGUGUGCGACUCUCACUGGACAGACAGAGACGCCAGUGUGAUCUGCAGGCAGCUGGGCCUAGGCGACAUCGGCACGGCGCUGCAGCAGGCCCAGUUCGGCUCCGGCUCCGGCCUCUUCCACUACGAGCGGCUGGGUUGCCGCGGUGACGAGGACACCCUGAGCAAGUGUCGGAGCAGGACGUUCGUCACCGGCGACUGUAGCCAUGGCAACGAGGCGGCAGUGGUGUGCGCGGCGCCGGAAGGCAGCGGCCCCCCGCUGCGAUUGGUCGGCGGCGAGGAGGACUUCGAAGGCCGCGUGGAGGUGUUCCACGCGGGGCGGUGGGGCACGGUGUGCGACGACCGCUGGGACGACCGGGACGCGGAGGUGGUGUGUCGACAGCUGGGCUUCGGCGGUGUGGCGAAGGCCUGGUCGUGGGCUCACUUCGGUCAGGGUUCCGGCCCGAUCCUGCUGGAUGCUGUGAAGUGCACAGGAAACGAGUUCUUCCUGGACCAGUGUUCCCAUGGCGACUGGGAGCAGCACAACUGUGACCACAUGGAGGACGCUGGGGUCUCCUGCAGCCCUUAUACAGAUGGCGUUGUGCGUCUGGUGGGUGGAGACAGCCCCUGGGAGGGUCGGGUUGAAGUCUUCCACAACGGGGACUGGGGGACCGUGUGUGACGACCACUGGAAGCAGCAGCACGCUGAGGUGGUCUGCAGGCAGCUGGGCUACAGGGGUCACGCCGAGGUCGUGUCCGACGGGACCUUCGGCGAGGGCGCCGGCCUCAUCCUCCUGGACGACGUCCGCUGCGACGGCACCGAGACGUCGCUGCUCGACUGCCAGCGCGGCAUCUGGGGCCGCACCGACUGCUCCCACAGCGAGGACGUGGGCGUCCGCUGCAGGAGCCGGCCCGGCCAGGAGACCAACGAGGUGCCGGCCAUCGCACCUUCCACAGGUCCCCUGGUGCGACUGGUGGGCGGCAGCAACAGGAAGGAAGGUCGAGUGGAAGUGUAUCUCCAUGGCGACUGGGGGAGCAUAUGUGACUCGGGCUGGAACGACCUGAACGCAGCCGUGGUGUGCAGGCAACUUGGGCACAGCGGCGGAGCGCUAGCGGCAGGAGGCUUCGGUCGGGGGAAGGGGCCCGUCCACCUGGACCAGGUGAGGUGCACGGGGAAGGAGGAGUUCCUGGGCGAGUGCCCCUCUCUGGGCCAGAACGUGCAGGGCUGCAGGCGGCGCGAGGACGCGGGCGUGAGGUGCGACGCCACGCCCAGGCGUCACGCGGCGCCGCUCAGACCUCAGGAGCUGAGCUGUGGGCUGAGGAAGCUGGAGGAGGACGGGGACCAGGGGGAGGAAACCAUGCUCAGAACCACGUGGCCGUGGCAGGUGUCAGUGUGGCUUCAGUCCCGGGGAGACGACGGGGGUCCGGUGUGCAGCGGCACCAUGAUCACCCCCUGCUGGGCCCUGACGUCCGCGUACUGUGUCAGCAGGUUUGGCAGCGAUGCGUCCAGGUACGUGGUGCGUGUGGGCGCGUCGACGCAGACUCUCACCCCUGAGCAGGUGGUGAUUCACCGGAAGUUCAAGGGUCAGAGCGGAGGUCACGACCUGGCCCUGCUGAAGCUGCCCAGCACCAAGGGUCAGUGCUUGACGUUCGGCCCCAACACCAACGCAGCGUGCCUUCCUGUUGAAGACACAGCACCAGGGGGCAAGAGUCCAUCGUCUUGUGUUGUCAUGGUAACCGCCAGCUGGACAGGACCUGACUCAGAUCUCGCGUCCUGGGUCCCUCUGCUGUCGUCAUGGCAAUGCAAGAAGCGCUACGGCGACAGCUUCUCCAGCCACGGCACCCUGUGCGCCGGCAGUCCUCCGGACACCAGCCUCCUGCGUGGCGACAGUUGCCAAGGCAACGCUGGAGGCGGGCUGGUGUGCCAGGAGGAGUCGGGGCGGUGGGUCCUCGCCGGCGUGGUUGCCGGGGGUUACGGCUGCGCCGACCCCUCCUCUCCCGCCCUCUACACCCGCGUGAGCCGCUUCCGAGGCUGGAUCGACGAGGUGACGGAUGCACGGGCGCGUCGGGAGGAAGCGACGCACAACGACCUGGGACACGCACAGACAGAGGGUGAGGACAAGCACUCCCAGGUGCGCGGCGACUUCAAGGACCCGCACCAUCAGCAGCACUACGCGAAGGAGUUCAACAAGCCGCAACAGAAACACACACACGCCCAUCACUCGCACGCCGAGCAGCACGAGAACACGCCCAUUCUGGCCUGACGAGGCCACGCCGUUGGCUUACCAUCUGUGCCAUGUGACCGGCCGAGGAGGAGGAGGAGGAGGAGGAGGAGGAAGAGGAGGGCGACAGGCGAGCAAACUGAAGUUCCUACAAACCCUCUGCGCUCAUUCCAAUCUGAACCCGGUGUCGUGAGUCCCAAGUGUGCGCGGUGGCUGAUGGGACAAGCGUGGGCGGAGCUUGCGGCGCUGCCAGGAUGAGUGUGUGUGCGAUGCGGGGUGCUUUUCAUGUGAGCUGCAGCCGGCGAAGGGGCCCGACCGGGAGCCUGCGAGGUUCAUCAGCACGUUCAACGCGGGCUGAGCUGAAAAGCAUCAGCACGGACUGAGUUUUAGCGUAGCAACAUUCAAGGGCCGGGUCACACAGGGAUCUAUGCUAAAGCCAGCUGUUACCAACCAACCAGUGAAUAAGGCUGACCUCAUAUCAACAAUGUAGAUAAACUCCAGGGCUCAGUUAGGUUUGGAUGGAUGUUCAGGCUGUCGUCUUAUACUUUGAAAGUGCUGUUGUUUAUUUAGACCCACGCCUGAGCUACGUGACCUAGGACCAUGCCAGUGAUUUAGUAUCUGUCGCUAGACUGUGGUGGUUUAAUAAUAGUGGUAUUAUGUCCUUAAAGCCUGAAUGCAGGAACUCAUAUGACGACAACGUUCAGGGGCUGCCAGGAAAAUUAGAAAAACGAGAAUCCUCCAAACAGACGCGCGGUCGGGGCCCUUUGAGCCUGUACAGGACGCUCUCUCUUUGAAGCCAUCGUUUUUUGUAUUCCCAGCUGUAGGUAGAUGCGAGUAGGCUCAUUGAUGUGUAGAUAGCUACUCCGCCGUUUAGCCGGUGCCGCGUUCAUCCUUGACUGAGUUCGAUUUCCAAACAGUGGCUCGCCGCCUGUCCCGUCGUCCCCCGAGCAGAGGCUCCAUCUCACCAGCAGAGGGCGCCAUUGCUCUGUUUAACGGGUUUAAUGGUGGACAAGGAGGCCUCUAGUUCUUUUUAUACUGUCUAUAGGUGAACAGACGUGUGCUCCGUUUUUGCUGUGAACCAUUGUGUUGUGAAGCAUCUUGUAACCCUGACCUGUCUCCUGCCUGUUAUUAUUCUGUACAUAACCCCUUCAUUCCUGUGACUUGAUGUUUAUAUCACGCAGAUCCUGUAGGUUCUUGUAAAUACUGUGUGUCUGCGGCUGGACGAUGAGGGAGCAGCGCUGUAAAACCCCGCGUCACCCCAUCAGCUGCAGCCCAGUGUAAUGUGCCGAAUCAUGGUUGACUAUUAAAACACGUACCUGGUGAGAAACCGA
Messenger RNA from Betta splendens (Siamese fighting fish), 4254 nucleotides. Its product is annotated as neurotrypsin. Gene Ontology annotation, cellular component: membrane. Lineage: Eukaryota; Metazoa; Chordata; Actinopteri; Anabantiformes; Osphronemidae. Gene Ontology annotation, biological process: proteolysis. The record is from RefSeq and is a predicted model, not a curated record. The coding region runs from base 266 to 2965 and encodes 899 amino acids. Gene Ontology annotation, molecular function: serine-type endopeptidase activity. The transcript has 14 exons.